CGCGCCGGCAGCGCUACUGGUGUCCGCUCGCCCGCGCCAUUUUUGUCGAGGGGAACGGCGGUUCGGUCUGCGAUCAUGGCGCUGUUCCCGGCCUUUGCAGGCGUUAGUGAGGCCCCCGAUAGUGGGAACCCCAGGAGAGAGUUAGACUGGCUGAACAACCCAAGCUUCUGUGUUGGAACGGAAACAUCUCUGAGCCAACAAACUGAAGAGGCUCCAGCCCCUGAGGGGCCACCUCUGACAAGGAGUCCUCUGAAAUCAGAGCCUUCAGAUGAAAGUGAUACCAACAAACUGCUCAAACAAGUGAGCAGAAGAAAGAAGAAAGAGAAAAAAAAGAAAAGGAGGCAUCAGCACCACAAGAAAACCAGGAGAAAAUGCUCCCAGUCGAGGAGCACUGGCUCGGAGCCAGACAGUGAUUCCGAAAAUGACUCAUCUGCCAGAAGCGUCAGUAGCAGUAAAAAGGAAUCCAAGAAACCAAAUCAAGAAAAUGCUGCUGCUGCUGUUCCUGGGCCUCGCUUUGUUUGGCUGGAGGACGUUCAGGCUGCGGCAGGAGACACCUUCAGAACAGAUAAGAAACCCGAUCCUGCAAACUGGGAAUAUAAGUCUCUCUACCGAGGAGAUAUAGCAAGAUACAAGAGGAAAGGAGACUCCUGCCUUGGAAUUAACCCUAAAAAGCAGUGUAUUUCCUGGGAAGGGGCUUCCACAGAAAAGAAACAUUCACACAAGCACAUCGAACGUUAUUUUACAAAGAAGAAUGUGGGAUUAAUGAGCACAGAUGGAGACGCCGUUAGCAGGAAGCCUGAACCUCCAUCCUUGGAGCCAAUCUCCUUUAUCCCAGUGAAGGGCUCAGAUGAUGGGGUUCCUCCUGCUGCAACCUGGUUGAACCCUCUGGGGAUUUAUGAUCAAUCCACCACACAGUGGUUACAAGGCCAGGGUCCUUUGGAGCAAGAGUCCAAGCAGCCAGACUCACAGCCGGACAGAGAGAAUGCACUUCUCAAAGCCAAGGUGGAGGAGUUCAACAGGAGGGUCCGAGAGAAUCCUCGGGAUAUUCAGCUGUGGAUGGCAUUUGUUGCUUUUCAGGAUGAGGUCAUGAGAAGUCCUGGGCUGUAUGCCAUCGAGGAAGGAGAGCAGGAGAAGCGGAAGAGGUCCCUGAAGCUCACCCUGGAGAAGAAGCUGGCCAUCCUGGAGCGGGCCAUCGAAAGCAACCCGAGCAGUGUCGAACUGAAGCUCGCCAAGCUGAAGCUCUGCACAGAGUUCUGGGAGCCCUCCACGCUGGUCAAAGAGUGGCAGAAGCUGAUAUUUUUACAUCCCAACAAUACAGCCCUUUGGCAGAAAUACCUUUUAUUUUGCCAAAGCCAGUUUAGCACCUUUUCAGUAUCAAAAAUUCAUAAUCUUUAUGGAAAAUGCUUGAGUACUUUGUCUGCUGUUAAGGAUGGCAGCAUCUUAUCUCACCCUGCUUUGCCUGGCACCGAAGAGGCCAUGUUUGCGCUCCUCCUCCAGCAGUGCCACUUCCUGCGGCAGGCUGGUCAUUCUGAGAAGGCCAUCUCUCUGUUCCAGGCCAUGGUUGACUUCACCUUUUUCAAGCCUGACAGUGUGGCGGAGCUGCCCACCAAAGGACAGAGCAAGACCUGGGAAGGGGGACUGUGGUCUUCCCAGCUGCCCUUCCUGAGGUGUGACCUACACUCUGAGUACAGGGCCCCCGUCAGGACAUUCGCCUGGCCCUCCCUGGGCUCUCCUGGAUGCGGCCCCUGCCAGGUGGAAUUCUUUGAGCCCUUUUGGGACAGUGGAGAGCCCCGGCCCGGGGAGAAAGGGGCUCGGGGCUGGCGAGCGUGGAUGCACCAGCAGGAGCGCGGUGGCUGGGUGGUCAUCAGUCCAGAUGAUGAUGAUGAUGAGCCAGAAGGCGACGACCACGAGGUGAGAGAUAAGACUCUGCCCAGGUGGCAGGUCUGGCUCGCUGCUGAGCGCUCCCGAGACCAGAGGCACUGGUGGCCGUGGCGCCCCGAUAAGACUAAGAAGCAAACCGAGGAAGACUGUGAGGACCCAGAGAGACAGGUGUUGUUUGAUGACAUUGCACAGUCUCUGAUUCAGCUUUCCAGCCUAGAUCUGCAGUUCCAGCUGAUUGCGGCCUUCCUGCAGUUCCUGGGUGUGCCUUCUGGCCUCAGCUUUCCAGAUUCCUGCCGCUAUCUGGCCAUGGAUGAAAACAGCAUCUUCGAUAACGGACUCUGUGAUGAAAAGCCAUUGACUUCUCUCAAUCUUUCAUUUUCUGGCAUCAGCUGUGUUGGCCGCACGGACCAGUUGGGCUGUCGGCGCUGGGCCAGGGGUCACAGUCGGGAGGGUGAGGAGUUCAUCCGCAAUGUCUUUCACCUUGUGCUGCCUUUGUUCUCAGGCAAGGAGAGGUCUGAGCUCUGCUUCUCCUGGUUACGGUACGAGAUUGCAAAGGUCAUUUGGUGUCUACACACUAAAAACAAGAAGAGAUUAAAGUCACAAGGAAAGAACUGCAAAAAACUAGCUAAGAAUCUUCUCAAAGAGCCAGAAAACCGCAACAACUUUUGCCUGUGGAAGCAGUAUGCAUAUCUGGAGUGGUUGCUUGGCAACACAGAGGAUGCCAGGAAAGUUUUUGAUACAGCGCUCAGCAUGGUGGGGAGCAGAGAACUGAAGGAUCAUGAACUCUGUGAGCUCAGUCUCCUGUAUGCUGCACUGGAGGCGGAGCUGUCGCCAGACUUGGGAGGGGCCACCACAGCCCGAGCUGUUCACAUAUUAACCAGACUGACUGAGAGCGGUCCCUGUGGGCCCUACACCGGGCAGGUCUCGGCCGUUCACAUUUUGAAAGCUCGGAAGGUUUAUGAGCACGCCUUGCAGGACUGUUUGGGUGAGAGCUGUGUCUCUGAUACGGCUCCCACCGAUUCUUGGAAGCGCCUGAUAAGCCUAGUUAAAUGCUUUAUGCUUUUCCAGUAUCUGACUGUAGGCAUCAAUGCUGCUGUGCAGAUAUAUGAGCAGGUGUUUGCAAGACUGAAGGGCUCUGUUUCCCCAGCAGGUGCCAGCCUGGAGGACAGUGCCAGCCCUCUGGGUCUGAGCAGUGUUCUCGAGGCCGUCACCUUGAUGCACACGAGCCUGCUCAGGUUCCACAUGAAGGUCAGUGUUUACCCGCUGGCUCCCCUGAGAGAAGCACUCUCUGAGGCUUUAAAGUUAUACCCAGGCAACCAGGUUCUUUGGAGGUCAUACGUACAGAUUCAGAAUAAGUCCCACAAUGCCAGUAAGACCAGAAGAUUCUUUGAUGCAAUCACCAGGUCUGCCAAACCCUUGGAGCCUUGGUUGUUUGCAAUUGAAGCUGAGAAAAUGAGGAAAAGACUGGUGGAAAGUGUCCAGAGGGUAGAUGGUAGAGAGGUCCACGCCACAAUUCCUGAGACCGGCUUGACACACCGGAUCAAAGCCCUGUUCGAAAAUGCGAUGCAGCGUGACAGCGGCAGCCAGUGCCCCUUACUGUGGAGGAUGUAUUUGAAUUUUUUGGUUUCCUUAGGAAAUAAAGAAAGAAGCAAAGGUGUGUUCUACAAAGCACUUCAGAAUUGUCCUUGGGCAAAGGUGCUGUACAUGGACGCUGUGGACUAUUUCCCUGAUGAGAUGCACGAGAUCCUGGACCUGAUGACUGAGAAGGAGCUCCGGGUGCGCCUGCCGCUGGAGGAACUGGAGCUUCUGCUUGAGGACUAGAGACCAGGACAGGGGCCGAAGCCAUGCCUCUGAGGCCUCAUCACAGACUACCACGCGCCAGGAUGGACGAGAGACCGUGACGCACGCGCGUUUGAGUGUGUGUGCAGCCCUCUGCUUUUGAAGGUUCCCUUGGUAAUUUGUGUGUGGGUUAUCAGUCUCUCACCUCUUGCACAUUUUUUUUGAUGUGCAAAUGACAAAAGCUAUCAGUCUACAUUGUAUGUAAAUGUUUAUAUGGACAGAAAACAAUCGUGCCGCGUAGUAACUAAACCCAUCGUGCUUGGUGUGCACGGUCAUCUGUUCUGUUCUUCCUCUGCCCAGCCAGCUCCAGCCGUAUGUACCCCAUUUUACAUCCUUGGGUCCUGCCAAGUCUUCUGGGUCUUGCCAUCACAGUAAGAAAGCUCUUGUUACUCAACGCUAGGACCUCCUCCCCUGGGCUGUCAGUGAGAGACUUUGCCCUUCAGAACAGCAGUGGGGAGUCAUUUAAAACUUAGUGUCCCAGCCUGUGUCAAGUGUUCAAAGUUUUUCAUGAUUCCCUAAGCCCUACUCAGAGAUGCCUGUCUGUGGACCAGCAGUAUCACCUGGGAGCCUAGUAGAAAUGCAGACGGUCCCCCAGCCCUGCCAAGACUGAAUCUGCACUCAAACAGGCCCCCCGCUGCAGGGAAGCGUGCGGGAGAGCAGCCUCUUAGCACGGAGCCUCUCAGCCUUCGCCAGACCAGCCCUGUCUGCGCCAUGUGCUCCAGGUGCACGUUGGCACAUGGGCACUGCCUGGUAUGGAGGCCUGACAGGCUGUGCUCUUUUCAUUUCUGAGGGCCAUGAAAGGAAUGAAAUGGAAGUACCCACACUCAGGCCAUUUAUCGUCAUGAAGAGAUUUAGUGCCUUGCAGUCAUUUUCACCACUAAUAACAGUUGGGAGGAAACUGCUUUAUCUUCUUUGAGGUCCUGCUCUAAAAAAAAAAACCUCUGGCUUUUUAAAAAAUUAUCUAAUUGCUGAAGACAUAUUUCUUUGGCACUUCAUCCAGAAAAGCUUGUGUUGUGGAAUAGAAUUUUGGCUAGAAACCAGACACUCAUUGGGAAAAGGCAGGAAGGGCAACAGAGCUACUGUACUUCCUGGGAUGGCACCUCAGAGCACCCAGGAAGCUGGCCAGCCAACCAGGUGGUUGCUGACCUUGAUCUGCCCCGCUCACUGGCUUUAAGACUGUACGUACUGUUCAGGAAGGAAAGGGAAGCCAGGAGAUGGAGAGAAGAGGACGCUCUGACACUCCUGAGAGGGAUGAGGCUUCUGAGCCGAGGACAGGGGCAGCAGGCUGGCUGAGGUCUCCAGCCCUGACCCUCUGAGACUUCUCUUAGGAACCCUCAAUCUCUAGCAACACCAACACUUCUUUCCCACUCCCAGAGGGCAGAGAACCUCAUAGUUCACAGACCUUCCAAAAGGGAAACAGCCUUGUUGCUUAAGGCUUUGUGGUCAUGACCCUCUUUUCCCCAUCAGCUGCUGCUGUACGAAUCUACCGCUUUCUCUGGGGGUGGGCGGGGUUGGGGGGGGCAACAGGCAUUGACGUCUGAAUUCCUUGUGAUCGCCCAGAACUUCCCAACACCCGGACCUAGCUGCUAGUUAAUGCUGAGCAGCAGGUAUGAAGGCUCCAGAAACAGGCUGAACAGUUUGAGAAGGAGCAUGCUUUACUGGGAGGAGAGCACUGCGCUGACCCACAGACCAGCGCGGCCCCGCCGGCAUCCUACCACCAUGCUCAAAAAGGUACACGGAUGUUCUGUUAAAAAAGAUCGACUGGAACGUGGAUUUCACCAGGCAGUUUCUCUGACCUCAUCUUUCUGAGGGGGUCAGGAGACUCCCAACCAUUUCCUUAUAGGCAACUGUGGUCCACUAGAGAUAGAGCCCCUCAGGGGUACCUUCUUGUUUUUUAUAAAGAACAUUUUCUUUAGA
Manis javanica (Malayan pangolin) is the source of this 5637-nucleotide messenger RNA. It is a transcript of the gene NRDE2, whose product is annotated as NRDE-2, necessary for RNA interference, domain containing. Gene Ontology annotation, biological process: negative regulation of RNA catabolic process; regulatory ncRNA-mediated heterochromatin formation; RNA processing. Lineage: Eukaryota; Metazoa; Chordata; Mammalia; Pholidota; Manidae. Gene Ontology annotation, cellular component: catalytic step 2 spliceosome. The record is from RefSeq and is a predicted model, not a curated record. Gene Ontology annotation, molecular function: protein binding.